GACGGAUUUCCUGACAUAAUCUCUCGUGUAACUUGGGUUCACGUGAAUUCUGUGUGUCGUUUCUAGACGGGGAGUGUUGAUUGUGGUUUGUGCUGUGUUUUGGUGAAUCUAGUGGGAUUUGGUGUGUAGUGUGUUUUGUUUGGAAUUAGAAAGAAAAUAUGCAAAAGAAGUGAGGUUGACCAUUGUCCGUGCUCCGUGUCAUACAGGUACAGACAAUGAAAAUGGAGGCUAGCUGUACAACCGAACACAGAACGCAAAUGAAAAUAAAUUGCUUAACACAAUAAAAAUGGAAUACAAUAAAUGACAAAAUGGAAAGAUUUAUGAAUAAGUUAACCGUGCGAGAGAAGUGGGUAUGGCAUAACGGCACUAUGAGUUCAUAAAAAUUAAACUUACUAAAAAACAUAAAUAUAAGAUGUAGAAAAAUUGGUCCUAUAGAGCUUUGAAAUUAGCUCUAAAAUGACACACGAAAACCUAAUAAAAAAUAUGUCAAUACCAAAAAUAUGCACCACCGAAUGUCAGAACUCUUCAAAACUAUCGUUCGAAGUGAAACCCCCAGACCCUAACACUACGUUCUUAUAUCGAUAUUCAAUCGACACAAAUAAUACCGAUUCCGAUUUCAACAUCGAUUAUUUCAACGAAACUUUCAGUGAUUCGAAUUGUACUUUUAAAAAUGGAACGUGUAGUGAUGUGGACUAUAACUUUUGGGCGUUGUCGUUACUAGUGUUUCCCUUGCUGACUUUAUUCGGUAAUGUGUUAGUAAUACUAAGUGUGUCGAGAGAAAGGAGUCUGCAAACGGCGACGAACUACUUUAUAGUGAGUUUGGCUGUUGCGGAUUUACUUGUGGCUGUGGUUGUUAUGCCGUUUGGAGUUUAUUAUUUGUUCAACCACGGCGUAUGGGGUCUCCCGCCCGUGGUGUGCGACUGCUACAUCGCCAUUGAUGUCAUCUGCUCCACAUCCAGCAUAUUCAAUCUAGUCGCCAUAUCUGUUGACAGAUACAUAGCAGUAACCCAACCAAUAAAAUACGCGAAACACAAAAGCAACGCCCGAGUCUGGUCCAUGAUAGGGGUCGCAUGGCUCGUGUCAGGAGCCAUAGGGUCUCCCAUAGUCCUAGGCCUCAACAACACGGCGGACCGGAGGCCUGGGGACUGUCUGUUCAAUAAUAAGGACUACGUCAUUUACUCGUCGCUCGGGUCCUUCUAUAUACCGUGUAUUAUCAUGAUGUUUUUGUAUUAUAAUAUUUUUAAGGCAAUAAGACAACGAGCGAAAAAGCAGCGCAUAGCCAAGAAAACCUCUGCAGCGCUAAGCUCCGCUGUAUCCAGCGGCACAGCGGCCGUGGUGAUAGAGAACGUCGCGCAGACGCAGCGGCUGGACGGGUCCAUGAACGACGCGCCCACCAACACCGCGUCGGGGAGCAAUGAGGAUGAAGAUGAUGAGAACUUCGGCAGAACAGAGAUGGGUGCGUACGCCGAGGAGCUGGUGAACUCCAGGUCAGCUAGGUUCAUGCUGGCCGCUGUGGUUGAGGAAACUGGACUAAUUAUGGCGAACUUAGCGUCCCCCAUUCCAAUGAUGGACCCCAAUACGAACAACGACUCGGGGUACGCCCCCUCGAACAUGGAAGCUGAUAAGGAACAUACCCCCCCUGCUUCCCCCACCAAUAAGGAGGAGAAGAAGCCAGAAGAUAGCACGGUAGAUAGCACGGAAGCUGCCAAGCCUAAGCCUGAGUUGAAAAAGAAGCUAAGCAGGAUAAGCAACAGCUCCCUCAUCUCGACUCCUCGGAGGCGGUUCAGGAGUGCGGCAUCAGCGGCUAGGUUCACCAUCUUCCGCGCCAACAGGGCUGGCAAGCUGAGGGCCAAGUCUUUUGCUAAGAAGGAGAAGAAGGCUACUCAAACACUCGCCAUUGUUUUAGGUGUAUUCCUCUUCUGCUGGGCACCAUUCUUCUCCUGCUCAGUCCUGGACGCCUUGUGCUUCAAGUUCGGCCUCCCCUACUCUCCCGGGGUGACCGUGUUCAUCCUGACCACGUGGCUGGGCUACAUCAACUCGUUCCUCAACCCCGUGAUCUACACCAUCUUCAACCCUGAGUUCAGGAAGGCCUUCAGGAAGAUACUCCAUUGCGGCACCUAGCCCUUGGAUUACUACGUAGUUUAUGAAUAGACUUUGACUCUUGCAACUUUCAAGUGAUUUUUGUUUCUUCUUAAACUGAUUAUUGAAUCCUUACCCCUUAAAAGUUUGCAAUAAAACCUAAUAACCAAAAGUAGCAAAAUGGUGGUGAACACGCUCUGUAUAAGCCACUUCCAUCUUUGAUGCUCUUUCGAUGUUAUUUUCAAGCAGCAUGAUACUUAUUUGUAGCUGUUUGUUGUUUGUACGCCAUUUUGUUUCUUGUCAAUCCUCGUAAAGAAUUUUACGUUUAAAAACAUUCGAAAACAAUAGGGCCUGCUUUUUCAACAUUCUGCCCUCAAGUUUUUAUAUCCUGAUGACCACCUUUACAGCGCACAUUUUCCAAAGCACAUCACCAUUUUGUACUGGUGAUUCUUUUCUACUACCAUUUUAAUCUGGCGAUUAAUGUAAAUACUGGUUUUAUAACUAAACAAUUAUUGUCUGAGCUCAAGUUGAUAUAACUACGUAGUAUUUCUAUACUUUAAGGUACUUUUAAUGAACGAAUGGUACUAUCUAUCGUGUGAACGCUAUAGUCAGUAUCCUUUAAUGUAUCCGUCUGAGUAGUGCUAUGUCUAUAAGAUAUCCCUCAUUUCUUAUUUAGUAAUAUUUAAAUUAAUGUCAAUUUGGAUAAAUUAAUCAAUAGGAAAUGUGUAACCUUGUAACUUAAUGUGGUCACGAUUCCAUUUUAUAAAAGCAUUUUGUGUUUUUUGUAAUCAGUUGCUAACUUGCUUUUAGAAUCUAGAAAAUCAUUAUAAAUGAUCCUCGUUUCAGUUUUAUACUGAAAAUUGAAUUAUUUCACCGUAAUCAAAAACUAACCCUCCGAUUUAAUGUCAUACAAAAAUGUGUUUUCAAUUAUACAUUUUAAUUAAUGUUUUGUACACCAAAAUAAAAUGGAUAAAACCAUCGCUGAUGAAAUUCGUUAAAUAUGAAUUAAUCACCAUUUCAAUGUUCGAUAUUUUCUAUUUCAAAAAUUUGAAUUGGUCAACAUUUUAUAAAAUGAAACACAAUUUAAUAUUUUUACACAAAUUGUUUAAAACAAACACAAAAGUUUUCAUGUAUAUCAACAUUAGCCUAAAAUUAUUAAUUGUUGACAACCCCUGGCUAAACAGAACUUUGACCUUUCAAGUCGUACCUAGCAGCGUGUUGAUUAACGCAAUUGAUUUUAAAGCUUAUCCCAAAGAUGUAAGAUUGAUAUUCCUUUGUAAACAUUCCUAGAUUUUCUAACUUUUGGACAUUCCUUCUUGCAUGUUGACCAACGCAAUCGAUUUUAAAGCUUAUUCCAAAGACAUAAGAGUUACAUUCCUUUGUAAACACUCCAUAUUUCCUAACUUUGGCUAAGUUUAUCCUGCGGUUGUGACGAUCCCUUAGAAUAGAGAAGCAAUAAUGUAUGAUUGUGUAUAUAGGUUUAAUUGAUAUAGCUAUGUAGAAUAUGUACGACUGUAAUACUUUUUAAAUGUAAGUAAAUUGUAUGCUCAGCAUUGGGAAGAUUGGUUAAAUAGAAAAAAAUGUAUUACAUCUUUUAUUACAUGAUACAUUUCUUGAUUUUCAACUGCAAUAUUGCUUAAAAAAUCUUUUUCAUGCAAUGUGAUAAAAAUCUGUGUUUCUGUGAUCGAAAUAAUUUGUGAUUAAACAUAAUUUACUAGGUAUUAGAUUCCGUGGAGCAAUUUUCAAAUUAAAUUACCAGAAAAACUUUGAUGGAGAUUUCUUUAUAAAAUAGAUAAUAACAAAUUCGCAUUUGUAUAGUAGAUAUUAUUUUCCUGAUAUAUAAAUAUAUUUCAGCACACACCUAAGAAAUUAGUUUUCAAAUAACUAUUUGACAUUCACAAUUAAAAGCUUUACGAAGCCCUGUCUCAAAUACUCUAGUCAGAGCUAUCUUGCCAAAGAUGUAAAUAACAACUAUGUAUUAUCUUGUAAAUAUAAACUGUAUAAAUGUUAGUCAAACUAAAGUAAAGGCGUAUUUAUUGAUGUUGAAAUAAAUGGUGCAUUAUGUG
Molecule: messenger RNA, 4145 nt
Organism: Helicoverpa zea (corn earworm)
Lineage: Eukaryota; Metazoa; Arthropoda; Insecta; Lepidoptera; Noctuidae
Product: dopamine D2-like receptor
Exons: 9
Coding region: 457-2121 (554 amino acids)
Biological process (GO): adenylate cyclase-activating adrenergic receptor signaling pathway
Cellular component (GO): membrane
Molecular function (GO): dopamine neurotransmitter receptor activity, coupled via Gi/Go; melanocortin receptor activity
Source: RefSeq, a predicted model, not a curated record